This is a messenger RNA of Fomitopsis serialis, 738 nucleotides long. RefSeq lists its product as uncharacterized. The transcript is spliced from 2 exons. The record is from RefSeq and is a predicted model, not a curated record. The annotation marks the transcript as partial. Lineage: Eukaryota; Fungi; Basidiomycota; Agaricomycetes; Polyporales; Fomitopsidaceae.
GAACCCCUUGCGCUGCCGUCUGACUUCGCAGCAGUCGAACGCGACAGUAUGGGCAUCGAAGGUCUAGCCGUCUUCGAACGUCGUGUGCGGACAGGACAUGCCUACGAUCUCCUCGAUGCAGUCAAGCUGUCGAUCAACCACCAGGGAGCUUUCCUCGAGGAUAAGCGCAAGCACGCACGAGGUCAGAAGGACAAUACCCGCUCGCAAAAGAAGGUGACGGCUGCCACAACACGCACGCGCAUGCUUGCGGGACUUUACAACUACAACCGAGACCGCCUCCUCAUCCUCUGCAAUCCUGACGCGUCCGAGAUCCCACCAGCCAUUGAUCUCAAGCAAGACCUCAAGAGCAAGAACUGGCGCAAGCCUCGACAGCUGGGCGAUAGCCACGAAGAGCCUGCCUGGAUUUGGACUGCGGUUCCUCCGUGGACCACGAAGGCAGAGGCGGAGGCUUGGGAACUUGAAGUUGAACGUGUCCAGUGGUUCCGCGCCCGGGCAGAAAAAGCUCGAGUCAACGAGGAGAUCAACAAGUUACACGCCGAAUUCAAGCGGACGACUCUCGGAUUCCGCAACAUGUCAGCGGCGUGGGAAGCAGUGUCUCUCAAAGACGGGAUGUCUCCGGGUGCACGCGCAUAUGCGAAGCGAAAGACCGCGAUGUUCAAGCAGAUGAGUACCAACUCUGCUGCCGCGUUCGCUGCGACUCGGAGAGAUCCUGGGGAGAAGUGGGACUACAGCUUUGUG